This is a messenger RNA of Microbotryum saponariae, 2389 nucleotides long. The record is from the annotation of a GenBank genome assembly. NCBI's taxonomy places the organism in Eukaryota, Fungi, Basidiomycota, Microbotryomycetes, Microbotryales, Microbotryaceae.
AUGCGCGUCAAACGAGUGCAUGUACUGACCCCGACGGGCUCUCCCCUCCCUUCCCUCCCUACAGGCAUCUGGUCCCCAGCCGCCUACGAUGCACUCCUGCUCGAAAAGAUAAAAAUGAUGCUGUAAGAACACACUGACCGCAUUCACUGCACUGCACAAUCCCUCGCACAGUCCCCGCGUGCCGUCCCACCUGAUCACUGACGUCUAGCCUCCAACUGACGAACAGCUCGUCGCACCUCAACUCACCCAAACACGCUACCAUUCGUACGACCUACGAACAGUUCGUCCUCGACCUCGACGUCCAGGACGAAGGCAGCAAGAACGCCGUAAAGUCACUCAUCCGCGUUAGCCACGUCCCGCGCCAAAUCCUCCACCUCUUCCCGCCCACCACUGACCUGAUCCAAUCACCCCAUCACAGGAAACCGUCGUGAGGAGAAGGUUGUUACCCCAUAGUCAACCGAGCCAUCCUCCGACCGUCGCCGAACCAGCCCUGACAUCCGAUCCUCGAUCCGGCUUACUCUUUGGUUCGAGCGCUCGGACCUCUGCUGCGGCAUCAACUUCGAAUGAACCGGCUCUUCAGUUGGAGGCUGCUUCGAGAGCAGCUUCGAACGCGUGGACUACCACCUCCGCUAGUAGUGGUCGAGAAACGAGGAUCCAUGCCCCCUCUGGUCCUAUCAUCAGCAUUGCACCUCGUCGAUCGACGACGGGUGCAGAGGCAGCGACGUUGUCGACGACUCGCGUACCUCGUUCUGCCCGAUCGAACGAUGCCACCGACUUGCAGACGACUUUGAACGACGAUCCACGCUUGUCUUGGCAGCAGUUUUUGUCCGAGAGUACGGGCGGCGAUCAAUCGGCGUUCGAAACCACCUUGGGCUCGUCCUUUUUCAUCCCUAAUCAAGUGCCGACCCCAUCAACGAGGGAGAAUGACGGGCUUCCUAGACCAGGAGGUCACAACCACCACAACAACGACAACGGUGCCGCCAGUCCACCUUCCACAAGACCGACCCUUCGGACGAUCGUCUCGCUCCGACCUCGACCUCCCCCACCGCUCUCGCUCCAACCUCGAGCUCCCCCACCGCCUCGUGUAGCGACCCUUCGACCACCCCCAACGGCCGAACAAAUCUGGUCCACGCUCUUCGAUGACGUUCCCUUCCCCCUCGACGACCUCGUCCACAUCCCCUUCGAAGUCUUUCUCCUCUCCUUGAACGAAGUGAUGAACCCUCCGAUCGCGCACGCGACGACCUUCUCGAACUUAUGCGAUGAAUUACAAUGUCGUGAUCCGGGCUUCAAUACGCGCUUGAGGAGGAUCCAAAGAGGGGAAAGCGCUUCGAGGUUGUUGUAUCAAUUGAGGAAUGUGGCGAAUUCGGAGGGAGGGGGAAUGGAGGGGCGUGUUUCGGUUGAGGAAGCGACGAGAGAGGAUAGGGAACGGGAGAGGGGGAGGGGUGGAGAAGGGAGGGAGAGGGAGAGGGGUGCUGCGGAGGAGGCUGAAGCGGACACGAGCGCGAGGGCUGAUGACGCGAGGGAGAAUGUGAGGAGGUUCAUGAGGGAGACGGCGGGGAAUGACGAUGAGGACGAAGAGGAUGAGGAAGGGGAAGAUAAUACACUGAGGACUGGCCCGUUCUUUGAUCCGGACUUCAACUACGAUCAAGACAUGUCUGAUUCACUGGACGCAGAAGAGGAAGAGCAAGUGGCGAAUGCGGAAGAGAACUUCAGGGAAUAUUCGAGUCGGUUGAGGAGCUUGUGGAGGAGUGGGGCGUACGAGUGGGUUCAAGAGGUAUUGAGGGUCGAGGAGGCGGGGACUUCGAAUACGGGUACGGAAGAUUCGACACCUGUUUUGGAAGCGACGACGACGGCGGCAACGUCGACUAAUGUUUCGCCACCACCGAUGGUAGCGACGACGAGGGAGUCGGAGUGCCCGCCUGAAGGAUCGAGUCCCAGAAGAUCGACCUUGUCGACGUCCAUGCCGACGCCGAGGAGCUCAGCAGAGAUUGCAGAAGCCGCACAAAGAGCAAAUCGCAGGAUACGGCCCAUCCCCUCCCGACCUCAAGCUAUCCCUACUUUAUCCUCCUACUUGGACACGACGACAACGAGGAGGCCUACACCACCUGCGACGGAUGCGAAUACCAGUGGUCCUGCGACGAUGGGUGCGUUGAGGAGACGUUUGAGGCUGGACGGAGGGCCCGAGUUGGAAGGGGAUGGUAUGGGCGGCACGAGGUGGACUUGGAGUGAUCGGGGUCGUAGGGAGGAAGGGCGUGGGGAGGGAGCCGAUGUGUAUCCCCGUUUUAGUACGAGGAUGGUGACGAUGACGGAGUCGGGGACGGGGAAUGGGAGGAAUGAUGAUGACGCGGGGGAGGAUGUAUAUGAAGGCUCGAGGGUGUUCCAUUUGUGA